Aspergillus brunneoviolaceus CBS 621.78 is the source of this 1500-nucleotide messenger RNA. RefSeq names its product beta-lactamase family protein. The transcript is spliced from 2 exons. The record is from RefSeq and is a predicted model, not a curated record. Lineage: Eukaryota; Fungi; Ascomycota; Eurotiomycetes; Eurotiales; Aspergillaceae. The coding region runs from base 1 to 1500 and encodes 499 amino acids.
AUGGAGAUCAUUGAUUUUCUUCAGUCCAACGAGUUCAGCGACCGUGUGAAGAGACUCCUGGACGAACGUCAUGUGCCAGGCCUUGCCCUGGCUAUUGUUCACCACGGCCGCAUCGCUUCAGCAGGAUACGGGAGUGCGUCCUUCAAUCCCCCACAGCCUUGCACACCAGACACCCUGUUCGAUAUUGCCUCUGCUUCCAAAUCCCUGACCGCGGCCUCCGUGGCCUUGUUGGUCGAGGAUGAUGAGCAAUACCCGGAGGUGCAGUACGACGCUCCUAUGUCGGCUUUGUUGCCCGAUGAUUUUGUCCUACAAGAUCCAGAAUCAACCGCAGGGGUCACUGUAGAUGAUAUCCUGAGUCAUCGGACAGGCAUGGCUCCUCCGCGGGCGAGUGCCCCGGAUACGGCGCGAUCUGUCACCCGGAAUUUACGACAUCUGCCUCUCGCUGCCCCCAUCCGAUCCAAGUACAUGUAUUGCAACAUGAUGUAUACCGUGGCAACGCAUUUGGUCGAAGAGAGGACCGGAUUAUCCUUCGCCGAUUUCCUGGAGGACCGCUUCUUCCGCCCGCUGGGCAUGGCUUCCACCAAUCUCCAGCCGCAACGAGCGCGCGAUCGAGGACUGGGCGACCGUAUCGCCACGGGCUACAGCUGGAAGGAAGAGCAGCGCGAUUACCGUGGGUUUCAGACGCCAGAUUGCCCCGAAGCUCAAGGAGCAGGCUCCAUCAUCACCAGCGUGAACGACUACAUCCGCUGGGUUAAAGCCAUGAUGCAUCGCGAAGGCCCGGUGACGGAGAGCCUCUACAAGGGACUUCUCAAGCCACGCUCCAUUGAGGACCCGGGGGAGGAGGAACUCGCGCCACAGACCUCCUUCACCCUCUACGCGGCGGGGUGGGAGAUCUACCAUUACCGGGGACACGCGGUGGUCUGUCAUGACGGCGCAGUCGCCGGCUUUGGCAGCACUCACUUUUUCCUGCCUGAGUUCCAAUUCGGAGCCGUGAUCUUGGGAAACUCAGACACGGCAAUCCCGGUGGUCACCAUUAUGGCAAGGAAGUUGAUUGACCUGGUUCUCCAAGUGCCUCAUUCCGAGCGCCCUGAUUGGCAUAGCAUUGAGUGGACCAGCUGGGAAAAAGAUGAUAACCCGAGCGAGACGGAGCUGCGCCAAAAGCUGUGCCCGGAUGUGCGCGAGCCUCAGCCUCAGCACUUACCCCUGAGCGCCUACGUGGGCCGAUAUAGGAAUUUGGGGUUUCAUGAACUGACGGUCAAGGCUAAGAAUGACCAGCUGUUUGUCGAUGCGACCGAUCGUUCCUUUGGGUUUGUACUGACCUUCGAUCAUGUCGGGGGACAGUCGAAGUACAUCGCGCGCCUAGAAGAUUAUCUCGACGGAUAUGAGGUUUUGAUUCCUGCUGAAUUUGUUUUGGAAAACGGUAAAGCUGUCAAGCUUGGGUUGGGGCUGGAAGAAGAGAUGGUGUGGUUUGCGAGGGUGAAGAAAGGUAGUGAUGCCUGA